This is a messenger RNA of Carcharodon carcharias (great white shark), 816 nucleotides long. It is a transcript of the gene ptf1a, whose product is annotated as pancreas associated transcription factor 1a. Gene Ontology annotation, molecular function: RNA polymerase II transcription regulatory region sequence-specific DNA binding; protein dimerization activity; DNA-binding transcription factor activity, RNA polymerase II-specific. The coding region runs from base 10 to 816 and encodes 268 amino acids. Gene Ontology annotation, biological process: regulation of transcription by RNA polymerase II; developmental process. The record is from RefSeq and is a predicted model, not a curated record. Lineage: Eukaryota; Metazoa; Chordata; Chondrichthyes; Lamniformes; Lamnidae. The transcript has 2 exons.
GGCAACACCAUGGAGACCGUGCUCGAGCAGCUCACCGGCAUCGACACCUUUGCGGCCGCCACCUACUUCGAUGAUGAAGAUUUUUUCACGGAGCAGGCGUCCAGGGAUAACCUGGACACGGACGGGUUCCUGGAGCACGACGUGGACUUUCUGAGCGGCCAGAUUAGCGAGUAUUACAAGGAGAGCAGAGUGGCUCCCGAUGCCGAGCACUGCGACUCGGGCAUCCUCUCCUUUACAUCGUCCUCGUCGCCCUUUUCCUUCGACUGCCCGGACAGCACUUCUGAGGUGUCCCCCCAGCUCAAAGGGAUCGAGGGCGCUGCGAAAAGACGCAGGAGGAUCCGCUCAGAAGUUGAAAUGCAGCACCUUCGGCAAGCUGCAAAUGUCCGGGAGCGCAGACGCAUGCAGUCUAUUAACGAUGCAUUUGAAGGUCUCCGAACUCACAUACCAACGCUACCUUAUGAAAAACGACUUUCAAAAGUUGAUACCCUCCGACUGGCAAUCGGUUACAUUAACUUCUUAACAGAGCUUGUUCAAUCCGACAUGCCUUUAAGAAACCCAAACAGCGAUUCUGCAAUCCAGCCUAAAAAAGUCAUCAUCUGUCAUAGAGGUGCAAGAUCGCCAUCUCCAAAUGACCCAGACUAUGGGUUGCCCCCUCUCGCAGGGCAUUCCUUGUCGUGGACUGAUGAGAAACAGCUUAAAGAACAAAACAUCAUCAGGACAGCCAAAGUGUGGACUCCCGAAGAUCCUAGAAAAUCUAGUAGCAAAUCAUGUGUAAACAAUAUUGAGAACGAACCACCUUUUGACUUUGUCUCAUAG